GGGAGACAGCCUUCGAGCAUAGCAGCAAGCGAGAAGGAGAGAUCAGAGAGCACGAGAAAAAAGAGCAGGCGCGCAAGCGAGACGGAAAGCGAGCUGCGACUGCUGCGAGAGGCAAGCGCAAGCAACCGCAAGGGGGCCGCCAAGAUGGUUGUCAAUGUUGAUAAGUGAUAUUUGGCUGCGCGUUCCGCGUUCGCUAGACGGAGCGAAGGAAUACCUACAAGGCUAGGAGGAGGAGGCUGGAGGACGCGCGCGUUACCGAGUGCGAGAGGCCAGAGAGCAGCAGCUCCGUGGUGUGUAGGUAGCCAUCAGCUACCGCGGCUGCGGCGACGCGCGACCCGCAUCAGGGACUCUCGAGGCUGCAGUGCUCGGCUCGGCUCGGGGACCUGCCUGCCUGCCGAGGACGAUCGGGCUAUCGUCAUGCCCGUGAACGCGAACUGAGAGCAGCGGAGCCGCAGCAGCAGCAGCGAGCACACGAGUAGUUCCACACUAGGAUUUGGACGAGGCUGGCCUGUCUCUGCAUCGGGAGAGCGCCAGCGGAGAAACCAGGACGACGUGUUGCUGCAAGGCCUUGCCUCGGCGUAAUCAGAGACGACGACGACGACGACAAGGACACCGCCGUGUCUCCGCGCCCUCGAGGCAUGGCGGACACCGAGGAUGCGGAGCAGGAGAUACGCAAGGCCCUGGAUGUCGUCCAGUCGAUGAUUGACAUCUCGGCGGAUCGGCUCGAGGGCCUCAGGACUCAGUGCUCUACCAGCGCUGAGCUCACCCAGCAGGAGAUCCGCACUCUCGAGGGAAAGUUGAUAAAACUAUAUUCGAAGCAACUUGUCACCAAAGAAAAACUUUCCAUUGAAUCGUUACCUGCAGAAAUGAGACAAUAUCCAUCUCUGCAACAAUGGCUUCGAGUUGUAGGUCUUACACAAGAAUCUAUACAGCUGGUUUGUUCCAAAGCUAAUUCUUUAGAAGCUUUGAAAGAAAAAUCGGAACAUGAAUUAGGAACUAUGCUUGGUGAAAAUAAUAUAAAACAUGAGGAAGAGUUGCGCAGGUUAUGCAGAGCACUCCAUAAUCUGCGUCGAUAUAUGGAUGUUCUAAUCAGAGGUGAUAUGGACAACAGUGAUAUGAAUUUAUACUGGGAUUCUUGGGAUAGACAUCAUAUAAGAAGUGGUCCAUCACCUCGUCCUAUUCGGUCUCGUGUUACCAGAAGUUCUGUCCCCUCCGAAGACAGCAUUCCAUACCAUAAUAAUAAUAAUAAUUUUAAUAGUGAUAUGCUUGCUCAAGCUUCUUCCUUUGCCUCUUUAUCAUCAUCUACCAGUCCACCUUCAACCCCUUUAUUUUCAAAGGGUCAAGCUUUAGGAUUAAAAUUUCCUACAACCCCACCUCCAUCAAAGAAAAGUCAGACUGGACCAGAUAAUUCUUCACAAUCCGAUGUAUUCCCAUUAACAAAGUCAAAAUCUCAUGAAUCGCAAUUAGCAAAUCGUCUUGACAAUGGAGAAACAAUAUCCAGUUCUGCUAAUGAACAACAAGCAGCUUCAGUUGGUAGGAGAACUCGUUUACCUACUGAACCAGGUUCUUACAGCGGUGCCGAUCUUGUUGGCGAUAGUUUGUUGCCUAAUAGUAACAGUCCUAUCAAAUCGCCGCCUUACUCAAGUGCAGAAAGUGACGAUAAUAGUUACAAGGGAACAGUGAUGAGUCUUCAAGUGCCAAAGUCUCCUAGAACGCCAACAGUAACACGUGGAAUGGGGCACAUUAUUAAUCAUCGUUUUACAAAAACCUUUAAAAUGAUGACGACUUGUGACUACUGCGAUAAACAAAUGUUCAUUGGUACUGGUCUUAAGUGUAAAGAGUGCAAGUACAAGUGUCACAGAGACUGUGAAUCCAAAGUACCACCGUCGUGCGGUUUACCUCAGGAACUUAUUGAUGAGUUCAAAAGAACUUUACAAGCAGAUAGUAUGGUAAGCGUUUCUCCUAUUUUAAGUAAACCUGGAAUCAUGUCGCCGAACCACCAUAAUUCAAAUUUACUAGCUUCUCUCAAUCGAAGAGAUCGUAAACGAUCACACCCACAUCCGUCAAUGAACACAGCGUUUCAGAAACGUCGUAACGCCUCAUCAAGUUUUCAAAUUCACUUUUGGCAUACUAAAUAUACGUGCCGUUACCAGGGUGCAGACUCUAGUUCAAAUACCUCGAGUUGCAAUAGCUCAACACCUUCUAGUCCUGCGUUGUUACCUGCCAAUGCUAGCCAAACUCUUCAGGCACCCAUGAAGCAACAGUUUCACUUUCCAGAUGUUAUGCCCAAUGAUAAAGGUGUCACUCUGGAAACGCAUCGACUGGAGGGUACCGUAUCGAGCGACAGUGAUAGGACAGUCAGUAUUUCAGGAUCCGGGAGCGUCAGUACAGAUUCGGAAAGGACUCCUGUUCGGGUUGAUUCUCAGGAUUCACAAGUUUCGGACGGAGAACCAGGGGACAGUCGCUGGCCACGACAAAAUAGUUUAUCCAUGCGUGAGUGGGACAUUCCAUAUGAUGAAUUGAAAAUCGGAGAACCUAUUGGUACCGGAAGGUUCGGUACUGUGUACAGAGGCAAUUGGCAUGGUGACGUAGCAAUUAAGGUUUUAAAUAUGGAUUAUUACCUCGACGACGAUAAAACGCUUGAAGCGUUCAAGUUAGAGGUGGCAACAUUCCGAAAAACAAGACAUGAAAAUUUAGUUUUAUUUAUGGGAGCUUGUAUGAAGCCUCCACGCUUAGCAAUAGUGACUAGUAUGAGCAAGGGCAUGACUCUUUAUACUCACAUUCAUUUGCGUAAAGAUAAAUUUAAUAUGAAUAAGACUACGAUUAUUGCCCAACAAAUUUCUCAGGGAAUGGGAUAUCUUCAUGCUCGCGGAAUUGUUCAUAAAGAUCUCAAAAGCAAGAAUAUAUUCUUAGAGAACGGAAAGGUUGUGAUAACCGAUUUUGGUUUAUUUAGCGUUACCAAACUCUGUUACGGAAAUAGGACGGGUAAUGGACUGAGUAUACCACCUGGUUGGCUCUGUUAUCUUGCUCCUGAAAUCGUAAGACGAUUAAGACCUCAACAGAACAGAGAUCAGGAAGAAUUACCAUUCACAGAUGCAUCCGAUGUUUACGCUUUUGGAACUGUUUGGUAUGAGUUAUUAUGUGGUGAAUGGCCAUUUAAGGGACAGCCACCUGAAGCCAUAAUCUGGCAGGUGGGUAAAGGAAUGAAACAAACUUUGGCAAAUUUACAGGCCUCACGCGAUGUGAAGGAUAUUCUGAUGCUUUGCUGGUCAUAUCAUGCUGAAAGUCGACCAGAUUUUGGAAAGCUCCUGACGACACUCGAAAAGCUGCCUCGUAAAAGGCUAGCACGUAGUCCUUCUCAUCCCAUUCAUCUUUCUCGUUCUGCGGAAUCAGUGUUUUAAAUACACUUUAAGUCUAUUUAAAUACGACGCUGUUCUUGUAGUGUAUAUAUGUAGCAGUGUUAGUUAUCGCCUGAUCUUUGUUCGUAAAAGAUAAAAUAAAACUAAUAUUAAAGAA
Messenger RNA from Nasonia vitripennis (jewel wasp), 3516 nucleotides. RefSeq names its product kinase suppressor of Ras 2 (gene ksr). The record is from RefSeq and is a predicted model, not a curated record. The transcript has 16 exons. Lineage: Eukaryota; Metazoa; Arthropoda; Insecta; Hymenoptera; Pteromalidae. Gene Ontology annotation, molecular function: ATP binding; protein kinase activity. The coding region runs from base 639 to 3401 and encodes 920 amino acids. Gene Ontology annotation, biological process: protein phosphorylation.